AAAAGAAACCCCCGCGGAGGAGACAAAACGCAUUUUGGUCGCUCGUUCGGUUCGUCCUGUUGUAGUUUUCGCGAAAUCGCCAGCGCGUGUAUAGCGAGUGUGUGUGUUUGUGUGUGCGUACGGAAGGAAGGAACAAGAACACGGCCGGUGCCGGAAAAGCUGCGUCGCUCGACGUUUUCUUCUACCCCUCUUUUCCGCGCGCUAUCGUUUAUUCGGUGAUUUAGUUUCGUGCGUGUGCGUUUUAUUGUUUCUUGUACGUUACUUUAACGAGUUCAGCAAACAGUGUUUACUGCUUACCGUAAGCAAUGUCGACCGAAAAGGAAAUGAAUCCCGCGGAGGUGGAGCAGGAGGAACACGACAGCAACUAUCAGCCGCCGCCGCAGAAAACGAUCGAGGAAAUUAUGGCCGCUGAUGCGGAGGACGAAAGCUUGCGAAAGUACAAGGAGGCACUGCUCGGCGAGGCACAGGUGGAAAAGAUUAUCUUUGAUGAAUCCGAUCCACGGAAGGUGAUCGUGAAAAAGCUUGCCCUGCUGGUGGCCGAUCGUGAUCCGAUGGAGCUCGAUUUGACUGGUGAUUUAACGAAGCUGAAAAAGAAUGUGUUCGUCAUUAAGGAAGGCAUUCAGUACAAAAUUCGUAUCGAUUUCGUAGUGCAGCGGGAGAUUGUGCACGGUUUGAAGUAUGUGCAGAAAACCUACCGAAUGGGCGUUCCAGCCAUCCAUGUCGAUAAAAUGGUCCAGAUGGUUGGUUCCUAUCCACCAAAGAAGGAAAUCCAGAGCUACACCACCCCGUUCGAGGAGGCCCCGUCCGGCAUGAUGGCCCGCGGUACCUACUCCGUCACCUCCCUCUUCACCGACGACGACAAGAACGAGCACCUGAAGUGGGACUGGAGUUUUGAGAUUAAAAAAGACUGGCAGUAAAAUGCAAACCACCUUCCUCCACCCGUAACUCUUCUACUGUACCAGGACACUGCUCUCCCCUUACCCGGUUAAAAAAGCCCCUCCCCGCAACAGACGUGCGUGUUGAGUUGAAGGUAGAGUAGACAGAGAAAGCGAGAGAGAGAGCGUGUGUUUGUGUGAAGAAACAUUAUUAUUAGUGUGGAUAAAGAGGUACGAAACAGAACAAAAAAACGGGAAUAUUGGCAUGCUUAUAUCAGUGUGUGGUUAGCGUCAGGUGUGUGUGUAUUAAGGAGAGGGGGGUCUGAUUCUGAUAAGCAGGAGAGUGUAGGGAGCCAGAAAAGA
Molecule: messenger RNA, 1238 nt
Organism: Anopheles merus
Lineage: Eukaryota; Metazoa; Arthropoda; Insecta; Diptera; Culicidae
Gene: RhoGDI
Product: rho GDP-dissociation inhibitor 1
Exons: 6
Coding region: 306-917 (203 amino acids)
Biological process (GO): Rho protein signal transduction
Cellular component (GO): membrane; cytoplasm; cytosol
Molecular function (GO): Rho GDP-dissociation inhibitor activity; protein binding
Source: RefSeq, a predicted model, not a curated record